CGGGCGCCCCGCGAGCCGGAGGUGCCGAAGCCAGAGGCCCCGCGGCGCGCGUGCGAGCGCGGCCGGACGGCAGAUUUGAUAAUGGGCUGCAUUAAAAGUAAAGAAAACAAAAGUCCAGCCAUUAAGUAUACACCGGAAAACCCUCCAGAGCCCGUAAGCACAAGUGCCAGUCAUUAUGGAGUGGAACCUUCUACAGUUGCCCCGACCUCCUCCACAAAAGGAGCAUCGGUUAAUUUUAACAGUCUUUCCAUGACACCAUUUGGAGGGUCCUCUGGGGUGACUCCUUUUGGAGGAAUGUCUUCCUCAUUCUCAGUGGUGCCAAGUUCAUAUCCUGCAGGUUUAACAGGUGGUGUCACUAUAUUUGUGGCCUUAUAUGAUUAUGAAGCUAGAACUACAGAAGACCUUUCAUUUAAGAAGGGUGAAAGAUUUCAGAUAAUUAACAAUACGGAAGGAGACUGGUGGGAAGCAAGAUCAAUUGCUACUGGAAAGAAUGGCUAUAUUCCUAGCAAUUAUGUAGCACCUGCAGAUUCCAUUCAGGCAGAAGAAUGGUAUUUUGGCAAAAUGGGGAGAAAAGAUGCAGAAAGAUUACUUCUGAAUCCUGGGAAUCAGCGAGGUAUAUUCUUAGUAAGAGAAAGUGAAACUACUAAAGGUGCUUAUUCCCUCUCAAUUCGUGAUUGGGAUGAGAUAAGGGGUGACAAUGUGAAACAUUACAAAAUCAGAAAACUUGACAAUGGUGGCUAUUACAUCACGACCAGAGCUCAAUUUGAUACUCUGCAGAAACUGGUGAAGCACUACACAGAGCAUGCUGAUGGUUUAUGCCACAAGUUAACAACUGUGUGUCCAACUGUGAAACCGCAGACUCAAGGUCUAGCAAAAGAUGCUUGGGAAAUCCCUCGAGAAUCUUUACGACUAGAGGUUAAACUAGGUCAAGGAUGCUUUGGCGAAGUGUGGAUGGGAACAUGGAAUGGAACCACAAAAGUAGCGAUCAAAACACUAAAGCCAGGUACAAUGAUGCCGGAAGCAUUCCUUCAAGAAGCUCAGAUAAUGAAAAAAUUAAGACACGAUAAACUUGUUCCACUAUAUGCGGUUGUUUCUGAAGAGCCAAUUUAUAUUGUCACUGAGUUUAUGUCAAAAGGGAGCUUGUUAGAUUUCCUUAAAGAAGGAGAUGGAAAAUAUUUGAAGCUUCCACAGUUGGUCGAUAUGGCUGCUCAGAUUGCUGAUGGUAUGGCAUAUAUUGAAAGAAUGAACUAUAUUCAUCGAGAUCUCCGAGCUGCUAAUAUUCUUGUAGGAGAAAAUCUUGUAUGCAAAAUAGCAGAUUUUGGCUUAGCAAGAUUAAUUGAAGACAAUGAAUACACAGCAAGACAAGGUGCAAAAUUUCCAAUCAAGUGGACAGCUCCUGAGGCUGCACUAUAUGGUCGAUUUACAAUAAAGUCAGAUGUGUGGUCAUUUGGAAUUUUACAGACAGAGCUGGUAACAAAGGGGAGAGUGCCAUAUCCAGGUAUGGUAAACCGUGAAGUUCUGGAACAAGUGGAGCGAGGAUACAGGAUGCCUUGCCCUCAGGGCUGUCCAGAAUCCCUCCAUGACUUGAUGAAUCUUUGCUGGAAGAAGGAUCCUGAUGAGAGACCAACAUUUGAAUAUAUUCAGUCCUUCUUGGAAGACUACUUCACUGCUACAGAGCCACAGUACCAACCAGGAGAAAAUUUAUAAUCCAAGCAGCCUGUGUGCACAGAUCUGCUGAAACAUAAAGACCUUGUGUCAGUUCCUCCUGCACAGGAAUAAGAAGAUGACACUAUUCGCUCUGCAUGUAAACUGGUAAACUGGAAUUACAGAUAUGGUUGCACAAAACCACUUUUUCCCCAAGUGUUAAACUCUAAAGUACCAAUGAUGCAUCCUACAACUCACUUCAGGGUCCAAAGCAAGUAGAACUGAGAUAUUGUGACUGUGUGGGUGGUACCAUGGUAAGAAAGAGCAACAAGACUACUGUUUACUUAGUCGCUUCCUUUUCUUCCCCAAACUCAGAAUUGCUAAGAGAAAACUAUUUAUUGUUAUGGACAAAACUUGGGCCAUUAUACCACAGUAACAUCUAAAAUCAAAGAACUUCCUGGGACCAAAUAACUCCAUUCCAGCUUUUAAAUUUUCUUCCUUUUUUUAGAAAAAAAAAAAAAAAUUUUUUUUGAGUUUGUUUUUUCCAUUUAACAGUUGGCAUGCAGUCUUAACAGAGGCCUCCUUUGUGUGAAAAGGGGCCAAGUCUUCCAAAAGCCAAAAAUGAAUUAUGAAUUAUAAAUGUCAUCAAAAACUUGAUUAAUGUGAGACCACAGUUAUGGAAUUUGCAAGCAUAAUACACUAUGUUCACACUUUAUUCAUAGAACUGGAAAGUAGAAAAAAACAAAAUUUUCACUUCAGUUAUUUCUUGAACUGUUCAUCUUAAAAUAAUGAAGGUAACCAGAAAGUGGAUUAAUCUUUUACAAGCUUGUAUUGAUUUAAAUAUAUAUAUAUAUAUAUAUAUAUAUAUAUAUAUAUAUAUAUAUACAACUGAAAUUAAACUAUCUAGUCCAAGGGAGAUUUUUUUUUAAUACUUGCAUUAAAUACUUGCAUUAAAUACAUAGCAUUUAAGCAGUCAAUUAAAAAAGCACAGAUGGAGCACUGUGAGGCGUUGCUAGUAUGUGUUUAUGGUGAUGCCUCCACAGACAGAAAACAUCACUAGAUCAGGGACUUGGAUGCACUUUGCUUGUCUUGAGUAUAAAACAGAAGAGAGAAAAUGUAUUUAAAGAAGUAUGAGAAAAGAGAAUGUGAAAGUUUUACAGGUAUUGGGAUGGGAGGAAUGUUUAAUGUUGGUGUUGUGGAGUGACAACAUGGCUUUGCUGGCACUCAGAGUUCCUUAUUAGCUGUUUUCUUAGACUUUAAAAGUUAUAAAGAAUAUACUAAUAUUUCAUACACUAAAUAAGUUUUACUUCCUCAAAAUAGUGACGAUAAGGCUUUACACUAAUUUCAGUGGCCCAGCUUUUAUACAAAACUUUUUUAGAACACCAAUUUUCAAAUCUAUGUUUGAAACUUGUAACUUCAAACUUGUAAUUUCAAAUAUGCUUGAUGGUUAUCAUAUUUUCGUUUUAUAAUUAAUUUGAGGAAGAAUACUUAUUCUGAGUACCAUAAUUUAAAGGGGCAAGAUUUUGCCUAUUUAAAGUGCAGAAGUUAAACAUCCAAAAUGAGAGUUUUUCUAACUCAGCAAUUAUGAGAUGUUAAUAUGAACUGAGUAGUGUUAAUGGUUUAAGUCUAGCAAGGGAAAACAGUCUGCUAAAUAAAAUAAAAGUUUCUAAUAUUUAUGUUUUAAAUGCUGUGCUUUAUAAUUACACUUUAAGGUAUAUCAAGUUCUUUUAUUUUUAGCAUAUGAUUAUGAACUACCAUCAUUUUAAUCACUAAAUUUAAAGAUCUGUGCCAUGGUAAAUAUGUUCAAAUUUAAAUCUUUUUAAAUGUGACAAGUGAGCUUAAUGCAAGUUGGCAAAAGUUCUGGUACUAAAAGUUGUAUUUGUUUUUCUUUUUAUUUAACCUAUUUAGUACCAAAUCCUCUGCCAAGAGGGUCUCCUGAGAAGAGUGGGUCCGUAUUUGCCCUGAUAUCUGCAGUCUGUGACAUGAGUGUUUUAAAGGGCUUCAUGUAAAUUAUGGUAUUGUAGUUUAUCUAAUCAUUUUUUAAAGGUAAUAAGAUUAUGUUUAUGUACUAAUGCUGAUCAGAAAAAUAAGACAGGAAAAGUUGAUGGCAUUCUUUAGAUCUCUAAAAUCUAAUGUUUUUUAUAUUUUAACUGAACAGAGCAGUUCCUUAUAACAUUUGUAUAGUAAGGGUACAGCAUUAACUUAAUGUGUAUUCAGUUUAAAUUGUUAUGUAUUUUUAAAUUGUCAAGAAAAAGAAACAGUUUUGUACAUUUAAACAUUUUUUUCUCAGCGACUUUCAUCUUCAUUGUCUUAAUAUGAAACUUUAACCCUUACCAAAAAAGGAAGUUGGCAAAAACAGCCUUCUAGCACAAACACUUUUUUAAAUAAAUAAUGGUAGCCAAAAACAAUAUUUUUAUAAAAUAUUGUAAUAUUGUUUUGUGGAUAAUUAAAAUAAAAAUUCUUUGUUGAAUGCA
Messenger RNA from Psammomys obesus (fat sand rat), 4118 nucleotides. RefSeq names its product YES proto-oncogene 1, Src family tyrosine kinase (gene Yes1). The record is from RefSeq and is a predicted model, not a curated record. NCBI's taxonomy places the organism in Eukaryota, Metazoa, Chordata, Mammalia, Rodentia, Muridae. Gene Ontology annotation, molecular function: non-membrane spanning protein tyrosine kinase activity; signaling receptor binding; ATP binding. Gene Ontology annotation, cellular component: extrinsic component of cytoplasmic side of plasma membrane. Bases 82 to 1707 code for a protein of 541 amino acids. Gene Ontology annotation, biological process: protein phosphorylation; innate immune response; cell surface receptor protein tyrosine kinase signaling pathway. The transcript is spliced from 12 exons.